ACGAGCAAGGACGGAACGAAACCGAAGGUUCUCCUCAUCGGUUUCCUCGACACGAAAGAGGCGGAGUACGCCUUCGUCAAAGAUCUACUUGAGGCGAAGGGAUGUGAGGUAGCUAUCAUCGACACAUCUAUCCAGACCGCCCUGACCAAGUACGCGUGUUAUCCCCCCUCCUCGGUCUGCUCCGUCGCCCGCACCACCCUCCCGCAUAUCCGGUCUAUUCCGCGUGCCGAGGCCCUCAAGCUCAUGACCAUCGGCGCCACCCAAAUUGCUCUCUCCUAUGGUGAGCAAGUUCACGGUGUGCUAGGUAUGGGCGGAAGUACGACGACCGCGCUCACGUGCUCUGUGAUGCGCGCGCUACGCGUCGGGCUGCCGAAACUCUGCGUGAGCACGAUGGCGGGCGGAGACGUGCGGAAUUAUGUGGGCGACAGUGAUAUCUGUAUGAUGCCUUCUAUCGCGGACAUCUCGGGCUCCUUGAACGUCAUCUCCGCACGCAUUCUCACCAACGCAGCAUCCGCGCUCGCGGGGAUGGCGCACACCUACAAGGACACAGCUUGCCUCUCGCUAACUUCAGGGGAUGCGAGACACAGGGUGGCGGUCACGAUGUUCGGGCUAACGACUCCGGGAGUGACCGCCGCCUGCGCGCGCCUGCGGGCCUUCACAGACGAGUCCGGCCGGCGCCUCUACGAGCCCGUCGUGUUCCACUGCACGGGCACUGGUGGGCGGACGAUGGAGCGGCUCGUCGAGGAGAAGUGGUUCCAUGCGGUACUGGACCUGACGACGACGGAACUUGCAGACGAGCAGUGUGGUGGGACCCUCUCGGCUGGGCCCACGCGCCUCACCGCACCUGGGAAGGCGGGCAUUCCGCACGUCGUUUCCCUCGGCGCACUGGACGUUUGCGACUUCGGCCCGCGCUCGACAGUCCCGGAGAAGUACACCCAGCGCACGCUGCACGAGCACAACGCCUCCAUCACCGUCCUGCGCACCUCCGCGGAGGAGUGCGCCGCCAUCGGGCGUACGAUGGCUCAGCGCUUAUCUUUCGGCCACAGUCCUUUAGCGGUAGUCAUACCGAAGAAGGGGUGGUCCGGGAUCGACGUCGCGGGCGGACCGUUCUGGGACGAGGACGCAGAUGAGGCUCUUGUGAAGGAGCUGAAGAAGGGGCUGUGGCUGGCGAAUGCGGAGGGAGGGAGGGAGGUGGAAGUGGUUGAGGUGGAUGCGCAUGUGAAUGAUAAAGAGACGGCGUGGGUGAUGGCGGAUAAGCUGCAUGAGUUGGUG
This is a messenger RNA of Gloeophyllum trabeum ATCC 11539, 1272 nucleotides long. RefSeq lists its product as uncharacterized. Lineage: Eukaryota; Fungi; Basidiomycota; Agaricomycetes; Gloeophyllales; Gloeophyllaceae. The record is from RefSeq and is a predicted model, not a curated record. The annotation marks the transcript as partial. The transcript has 5 exons.